Molecule: messenger RNA, 1368 nt
Organism: Chenopodium quinoa (quinoa)
Lineage: Eukaryota; Viridiplantae; Streptophyta; Magnoliopsida; Caryophyllales; Amaranthaceae
Exons: 2
Coding region: 118-1368 (416 amino acids)
Source: RefSeq, a predicted model, not a curated record
GAAGAUGUGGUUCGAAUCUUCGACAGGUAUUUUGUUGGAAUUUUGUAGCCGGUGUAUGUACUUUGUUUUAAUUCCAUUUUUUUGUAAAUACCAAUGGGUUUUUUAUAAUUAACUUCAAUGGCAGGUUCUUUGGAUAUCGUAUGGGCCCGAGUACAUAGUCAUAUUGGCAACCAGAUCAUUGCCAUUCGUAAUUCAUUGGAGGCGUCAAGGUCGAAGAUCGGUGAGAAGUACAGACAGUUGCCACUGUCUCGUAUUAACGGCAAGGUGUCUCAGCAUUGUCUGAAAGUACUAGAUGACGAGACAAGAAGGAUGACGGAGCUGAGUUACCAGGUGCAUGAACGUUGUGGAUGUGCAAUGCGUGUGACCCACGGUUUGCCAUGCGCUUGCCAGAUAUAUGACUCGUUGGUUGCGCAAACAGGCUUGUAUAGAAGGAAAAUUCAUCCGUUCUGGAAGACCUUGGUCAUCGGCGACGGUGUUAAUGUACCGGAGUUCGUGAACGAUUGUAACGAGGAUGCUGCACAUUUCCGUUCCUUGGUUGAUGAGGUCGUUGCUAGUGAUCCUGCUGUACUUCGAAAUGUAUCUCGCAUUAUUGAGGAGGAGCUGCAUCCGGAUCAUUCAAACCUCGAAGAACCGCAAGUGAAUCACAACGUUCGAGGUCGCCGAAGGAACAACGAUACUAGACGACAUCACAGUUACUUCGAACAUGUGGACCGUCGAUACACUGAACGUCGUACGCAGCAAACAGUGACAGAAGAUCAAGGUGACAUCCGCCAAUGCCGAUAUUUGCACUUGCUCCCAGGACCGAUGUUGCCUUACAUCACGGGAUGGAAGGACGUCAUUGGCGAUGGUAACUGCGGAUUUCGUUGUGUGGCCGACUUCUUCCUCGGAGAUCAAGCGAAGUGGUAUGACGCUCGGGAAAUACUAGCGAACGAGGUCGCCGCUCACCCCUUCUUGUACGAAAGGAUAUACGGGAUAGGAAGGGUGUGGCUGAAUGUGGAUCGCAUUCGAUGGGAUGGUGGGGCUGUUGAUUCACGGCACUGGAUGGUUGCUAUUCAAGAUUUAUUUCCCAUUGCUACUUGGUUCAACGCAGUGGUUAUAAUUCUUGGUGUAGGUAACGACCCGACCUGCUAUUACCCUUGUCUCACCAUCUUACCGCUGCAGGCACGAGCCGGGGUCAGAGCACCAACCCGGGAAUUUGUCAUCGCUACAGUUGGGGGGUCACAUUUCAUCUGCAUUGAUCUAGUCGACAAUUCACCUCUUCCUCCGAUCGCAGGAUGGUGGACAGAGAACCACGAGCCAAGUGUCGGUGGAUGGGAUCAGCUGUAUAUCGCUAGAAGGAACAUGUGGGAUGCAUUAGUUGGCCAGUGA